Molecule: messenger RNA, 1013 nt
Organism: Syngnathus typhle (broad-nosed pipefish)
Lineage: Eukaryota; Metazoa; Chordata; Actinopteri; Syngnathiformes; Syngnathidae
Gene: sbds
Product: SBDS ribosome maturation factor
Exons: 5
Coding region: 102-851 (249 amino acids)
Biological process (GO): cytosolic ribosome assembly; ribosome biogenesis
Source: RefSeq, a predicted model, not a curated record
ACGGACUCUAGGUGUUGUAACACAAUAACAAGUGCGUCACGGAGGCUAUCGUUUUGUCAACGCACUUUUACCCUCAACAAAAUUAGUAGAUAGACGUAAAAAUGUCUAUAUUUACACCGACAAACCAAAUCCGACUGACAAAUGUGGCAGUGGUGCGGAUGAAGAAAGGAGGCAAACGCUUCGAAAUCGCCUGUUAUAAGAAUAAAGUAGUCAGCUGGCGCUCCGGAGCAGAGAAAGAUCUGGAUGAGGUUUUGCAGACCAACUCAGUUUUCGUUAAUGUCUCCAAAGGGCAGGUGGCCAAAAAGGAGGACUUGUGUAAAGCUUUUGGCACAGAUGACCUGAAUGAAAUCUGUAAACAGAUCCUGGCCAAAGGGGAUCUCCAGGUGUCUGACAAGGAGCGACAGAGUCAGCUGGAGACCACGUUCAGAGACAUCGCCACCAUCGUGGCCGAAAAGUGCGUCAACCCCGACACCAAGAGGCCGUACACGGUCAGCCUGAUUGAGCGCGGAAUGAAGGACAUCCACUAUUCGGUCAAAGCCAACAAGAGCUCCAAGCAGCAGGCCUUGGAGGUGAUCCGGCAGCUGAAGGAGACCAUGCAGAUCCAGCGGGCCCACAUGAAGUUGCGGAUUCUGCUGCCUGGCAAAGAGGCUAAGCGGCUCAAGGAGAAAGUCAAACCUCUCCUGCAGGUCGUAGAGAGCGAAGAUUUUGAAGAGAACCUCGAAAUUGUGUGUCUGGUGGAUCCCGGCUGCUACAGGGAGCUGGGUGAGAUGAUUCGCUGCGAGACCAAAGGGAAAGGCUCGGUGGAGGUGAUCAGCCUGAAGGAUGUGGAGGAGGGUGAUGAGAAGCUUUAGGGAAUCACUAACACUUUCAAAAGAUGUUGGGAACUAAUUAAGUCAAAAUUAAAAACUCAACUGCUCCUUUAUGCUAAAAGCACACUCUUUGGGAAUCUCUGCUUUGCAGCAAUUUAUUUUUUAUUUUUUGCACACAAAUAUUAAAUGCAAAUGUGUAUUUAA